Messenger RNA from Gilbertella persicaria, 1223 nucleotides. RefSeq lists its product as uncharacterized. NCBI's taxonomy places the organism in Eukaryota, Fungi, Mucoromycota, Mucoromycetes, Mucorales, Choanephoraceae. The transcript is spliced from 2 exons. The record is from RefSeq and is a predicted model, not a curated record. The coding region runs from base 13 to 1170 and encodes 385 amino acids.
CUCAAGCAUAAGAUGCCACUUCGUACGAAACGAAUUCAUUAUAGAUCCCUUCAUCCUAAACAUAAAACCAGAGAAAGUAAUCAACAUGAUAUCACACUCAUUCAACGAAAACAGCCUACUGAAAGAGUCGCGUCUAUCUUGGGUCAUUGCUUGGAUGUGUUAAUGACAGCUUUGUUCAUGUUGAAACCAGUUUUCUCAGUUUUUGCAGCUAUUACUAUUCUCAUUGGCUUAUUGAGUUUUGCACACAACAAGUGUCAUGAAUUUGUUCUUGAUACAGUAUGUCCCAUGAAGCUCAUUAGUCAUUACAUACCAGCAUGCCAACAUCACAACGCUCCUGUGCCUGAUUUUUCACAUUUUGUGAAACUACAAGAAUCGCUUUAUGACGGUAUGUUACAGUCAAGUGCGGAUUCUAUCUCUGCUAUUGAGCUUAAGCAAGUCGAACUCGCUACACGCGACCUUCAGACCAUGAUCAAAUAUUCCAAUCUACAAAGCCACCAAUUGUUGGAUGAUAAACUAGGUGAUUAUAUAGCACGAUCGCGUCGGUUUGGCCGAGAUAUUCAAAGUCUACAGGCGCAAACAAAAGGGGUGAUUGAUAACUUGAUUACUUAUAACACCUAUACCUUAAGAAGAUUGUCUGAAUUCAACUCUAAAAAGUCUAGCCGACAGGAUCUACGAGCACUUUAUGAAUAUGCUAUGUCAUUGGUCGAAAAAGAAGCCAAGCGACUGAUACUGACGAUUGAAAAAGCCCAAGGAUCACUGGAUAGGUUGGAAGAAGAUUUGUAUGCUGUGCAUGAAAUUUCUGUUCAAGAACAAGUAUAUCAAAAGAAAGAAAUGCCUGAUGUGUUUGGGGAUUUGAUCAAUAUGAUUUCGGGUCAAGGCAUGCGUCGACCUCUUGUAGAAGAAAAUUUAGCCCUGUUGGCUAAAUUCGAUUCUCAACGAAGUAAAGCUUCUCAACGACUGAUGGUGAUGCUGGAUCGUAUGGAAGCAUUUCAAAUGGAUCUUGAGGAAUUGCGCUCACAAGUAGUGGCUCCUAUUCUUAUUCCUGACACGAUUCCUUUAGAGAUGCAUAUUGAGAAUAUCGGAAAGGCCAUUGAGCGACUUAAAAAUGGUAAAGUGAUUGAUUGGAAUGAUACACAAAAGCAUCAAACCAUUGAAGAUGCCCCAGAAUAAUAAUGAUAAUGAUGAUAAUAAUAAUAAUAAUAAAGAGCUGUUUAUAUGAUCAA